UAAAGAGAUCAGACUGCAGAUGUCUUCACUGGUAAUAAUCCUUAUUUUUGUGCUUCUGUUUGAAGCAGGCAUCAGUGAAAGACACUAUGUCUACUGCAGAGUUGGAAGUGAUGCCGUUCUGCCCUGUGGCAAUGUUUCCUCAUCUGACUCCACAUGCUCCUCCAUUAACUGGCUUUACAGUAGAGAUUCAAUGUCUUCCGCUAUAAUAGGGGUUGAAGAUGGAAAUGUUAAACAGAACUCAGUCAGAGCUGGCAGACUGAGUCUGAGCAGUGACUGCUUUCUGAUCAUCAAAAACGUCACUGCUGAGGAUGCUGGUUAUUACACCUGUCGUCCUGAGAAGACCUUGAAACAAGAAACACUUGUGCAACUGUAUAUUCUGACCAUCUCUCCAUCUCCACCAGAUGUUGAUCCAAAGACAGAUGAUGAGGUCACAUUAAAAUGCUCCCUGUUGAGAUACGAUGGACUCGGUCCUUGUCCACUGAACAGCAUCCGUUGGGUGGAUGAGAAUGGAACCCUACUGCGUGGUGAAGGUGUCGGGUACAAGUUUAAAGGACAAACAAGCUGCGUUUCUCUUCUGACUGUGAAGCAUCAGAGCAGCCACAACAACAGAAGAUACACCUGCCAGUUUAUUGAGGAAAACAGUGUGAAGAUAGAUGCUCACUACACACCUGUCUUCACAGAUUCCACAGAUCAGUCUCCAACUUCAUCCAUCUACUACAUCAUGUUGAUGCUUCGCAUUGCAACACUGGUCCUGAUGCUUGGAAUCACAGUUGGUGUGAUCACAUAUAGAGGAAGGAAAAAACUCCCUGAAGACACCAAUGUUCAUUUUGUUGCUGACACUGGUGGUGACACAGUCGACUAUGAAAAUGUAGGAGAUCAUUCUGCUGCUGCAGCGCUGCACUGAACUUCAACUUGCUGGGAAACAGGAGCCAUUGCAAUUAUUUUAAUCUAAUUUUAUAAGUGGCAGAAGCUUUGAGAUCAGAAAAUAAGAUUUGCUUUCUCUUCAUGUUGUGUUAUUUGUCUCUCUCUGUCACAUUAUGCCCAACUUCCAUCCUCCCAGUCUCAUAAAGUGAUCUUUAAAUCUUUUGAAUAUUACCCAAAAUACACCGUUAUCCAGUUCAAACAGUAGAUGUUUCAUCCUCUAUAUAUUACUGAACCCCAUUUACUUAGAAUUUGGCAGAAUGUGUACGAUUACUGCAAUGGGCAUCAAUUUAAGGAAGUUCUCCUGUCAAUAAUGUUGUUUCAUUUUGUGUUUCACAGUUGUUGGAUUCAGGAAAUUGUGUAACAGUUAAUCUGAACUGGUCUCACUUGUGUCACAUCAUUUGAGGAAGCCAAAUAAUAGAUAAGAAGUAAAUAUAACUUCUUCCUUGUAACUAUGAUUCAUUCAAAUGAAAUAAACCUGAAAGCCACA
Molecule: messenger RNA, 1411 nt
Organism: Amphiprion ocellaris (clown anemonefish)
Lineage: Eukaryota; Metazoa; Chordata; Actinopteri; Pomacentridae
Exons: 6
Coding region: 20-904 (294 amino acids)
Biological process (GO): interleukin-15-mediated signaling pathway; positive regulation of ERK1 and ERK2 cascade; T cell activation
Cellular component (GO): membrane raft; external side of plasma membrane
Molecular function (GO): MHC class II protein binding; protein tyrosine kinase binding
Source: RefSeq, a predicted model, not a curated record